Molecule: messenger RNA, 3694 nt
Organism: Chiloscyllium plagiosum (whitespotted bambooshark)
Lineage: Eukaryota; Metazoa; Chordata; Chondrichthyes; Orectolobiformes; Hemiscylliidae
Gene: trib3
Product: tribbles pseudokinase 3
Biological process (GO): regulation of MAP kinase activity; positive regulation of proteasomal ubiquitin-dependent protein catabolic process; protein phosphorylation
Cellular component (GO): nucleus
Molecular function (GO): protein kinase activity; ATP binding; mitogen-activated protein kinase kinase binding
Source: RefSeq, a predicted model, not a curated record
CGAGAGGGAGGGAGAAUGUUGCAAUCGGUCGCCAGUCAUCGUCAGCCUGUUCAGAGUGAGAGUGAAAGCGUGUGGACUGUGUAAUAAUUCAGCAGGAUUACAGCAGCCUAGCAUCAUAGUGUGUCUUUGCUCUCGGGACACACACAUCACACUCUCUUACUCAGUCGCUCACCUUCAAACCAAGAGGAAACACACAGAAGACAAGGGCAACAUUUUAUCAGUCUCAUGGAGAAAGGACAGAGAUAUUUCUGAGGACGUCGAGAGUUUUAACGAUUUCCUUCCAUCAUUUGGCAUUUCAAGAACAAGUUACUAUUUCAUUUCCCCUGCCCAGGAAUUACAAAGAAUAUUUUCCUUUUGCUGCUUCUUGAAUUGAGACUUCACUCCGAGAGCUCAGAAUGUUACUGGAUGGUGGGAGGUAAACGUUACCCAGGAUCGUCGGGGGCUCAGAGACCACACGUGGGGAAUUACUGACAGGGGGAGAGCAUCUGCGAAUUUCCACUUUCACAUCCGAGAGGGAGAGAGAGAGAGACUGUCGUCUCAGGUUCUCGGAGAUUCCUGCGUUACUGGGAAUACCUCGUCGAAACUGCUUCGAGCGAAUCUCCCACCACCCCCCCUUCCUCCUAACGAAACAAAACCUUUAAUCCUUAUGAGUGUGAACGCCCAGAGAUCGCUGCUGUCGCUCCCGCCCAGGUUGAAGAGGUUAGACUUCGAUGACGCUGACAACCCCGAUCUCCCCAAAUCUAAGCGAGCCCGUGUGAGCCAGCUCUCUAUACCAGCCUUAUCUCCAUGCCUUGGCUCGCCAUCCCCAACACCCUCCUCUUCCGAUGACAACACCGUGUCCCGCAUUGGACCUUAUCUCCUGCUGAAUCCCACUGAGGCGAAUAACUGUUACCGAGCCAUCCACACUCACACAGAGCAGGAAUACAUCUGCAAGGUGUUUGCGAUGAAACGCUACAGCGAGGUGAUUGCACCCUACGCCCGCCUGCCACCUCACCCUCACGUGGGUCAGAUGGCUGAGGUGAUCGCAGGAGACCGCAAGGCCUACGUCCUUUUCCAGCGUGGCUAUGGCGACAUGCACUCAUACGUGCGGACGUGCAAGAGACUGCGUGAGGAGGAGGCUGCUACCCUCUUCAGGCAAAUGGCAGAGGCAGUGGCACACUGUCACCAACAUGGAAUUGUGCUCCGGGACCUCAAACUGAGGAAGUUCAUCUUCGCCAACAGACAGAGGAACAAAUUGAGACUUGAAAACUUGGAUGACGCCUGUGUCCUGAAGGGAGAGGAUGAUUCCUUGAUGGACAAACACGGUUGUCCUGCUUAUGUAGGGCCAGAGAUACUUAACACCAAGCAGUCAUACUCAGGGAGAGCUGCUGACGUCUGGAGUCUGGGAGUGGUCCUUUACACCAUGCUGGUGGGCCGCUACCCUUUCCAGGACAUGGAACCCGCCGCACUCUUCAGUAAGAUUCGGCGAGGUCUCUACACUGUCCCGGACCACAUCUCCCCCAAAGCCAAGUGCCUGAUCCAGUGCAUCUUGCGACGGAAUCCUGCGGAGAGGUUGACGGCUAGUGAGAUCUUGGAUCAUCCUUGGUUCAGUUCCAAUUUCAACAUGACCUUCAACAGCAGCUCGGGCCCAUCGACUGACCAGCUAGUCCCUGACGGCUACACGGAGGAUGCAGAUUUGUAGAUUUCAUUUUUUGUCAAAAAACCGUUUAUAAAAAAAAGAGGAAAAGUAUUUUGAAACACUGACGGUCACGUUGUGCCUUCUCUGUGAAUUGGACAAUGGGCUUUGACCUUCCACAUCCUUCCCUGUUGGAGUGGUUUUUGAGGUGAAAGAGCUUGGAGGGUUGGGGGGAAGGAGGUGAGGGCUGGGUGCGGAUCGUCCCCAGGAUUUUCCAGCCGGAAGAUGGUGCCCCAUGCAUCAAGGGAGGGGGAGGGUGGCGUAAGCAUGGGGUGAUGGACACCACUGAUUGGUCAGUGUUUACGGCAGCAUGUCAUAGCAGUGGGUCUUUGAACAAGUGGGCUGCUUGAUCCAGUUUGAGGGCCUCCGUGCCCCUCCCCUGACAGACAGCUUCCAAACCUUUCGGAAGUGCAUUUCCCUCCCCACCCCAAGCUGCGGUAGAAAAUGAAAACAAACCUCUGGCCGACCUGUUUGCAGCUAGAGGUUGCCGAUAGCAAUAAGUACACAACCAGGAUUACCUCAGGACUGAGAGACUAUGAUAGAGGUGCGCUGUGUUGAGGGAGGGGGCAUAGAGAGUUAUGGUAGCUUGGUCGACGAAUGAAACCCGGAAACCUCUGAUCUACCAUUCCACUGUCUGUCUAGUGAAGGGCUUGUAGCAGUGAUGCUGUACAGAGAGCUUAUGUCCAGUUUCCUGUGACCUCUCCUUCAACUGGGGACCAAAGGUGUUACUCAUUGUUGGGUAUGGGACGAGGGCUGUCACCCGCUCGGCAUGAACCUUGUGACGAUCGGGCAGCGUGGGGUAACCCACCAGCCCAGUGUUACCUCUGUACAGUAACACUCAGCCUUCCCUGGUGAUGCUGGAGGAGCGUGAGAAUGGGGCAGACUGUCCCACUUGAACUGACAGCUCCUGGCCGAGUCCCUUCAUUGUACAAAAGCUGAAGGAUUGCUCUUCCUCUCCCUCCUCGAUAGUGCUUUCAAGAAAUGCUAAGGAUCAGCAGCAAGUACAGACGGAAGAUGUUUCCUGUGUUUUCACUUUCAUCUGAUUUCCCCCUCCCUCGCCCACCCUCCUUCACAACCUCCCCCCCUCCCCCAGACAUAGUAUUGAUGUAGAAAUGACUGUUGCCGUGUUGAGCAGUGUGAGCCCUCACUCUUGACCAGAUGUUGUUGUUGUAAGGACCUUACGUGCAUCACUCGAUACUUGACAAUGUUUAAUCCCUCUUCAGUGUUUACAGAGAGGAAAUAAAUGGGUUUCAUGGAUCCUGACUGACUUGAAGCAUGGGAUGACGUGAAAUUACCAGAUACUUUGGCACUGGAAGGAUUAAUCAGCAAAUUCAGCCCUGCCUUUUGCCAAAAUAAAGUGUCUGUAUAUUUGUUUGUCCCAAAAUCUCGGUGUACGUUUUUACCUUGACAGUGUUAGACUGCACCCUUUAAAAAUGUUAGAGAAAAACCCUCUUGUGUUUGCAGGCACAUGUCUGUCUCUAGGUGGCAGCAUUGAGACAAUACAGUUAGUGCUUUGUAUGACCCGUCUUGUCUUACAUGUGGCCUACUCUCUGCUAAAUGUCAGACGUGCUGUUAAGGGAUCAAUGCAUUCAUUUGAAGGGGGCCAAAUUAAAUGGAGACUGUUCUUAUUGGGAUGAAGCUUUGGCCGGGAUUGGGAGCAUCACUGGCCAUGCCAGCAUUUACUUAAUUGGCCUGACCAUUUUUCCAGUAAAGACUGGCAAACUCCACAGCCAUCAGUUGUGGUGCCUUCAGUAGGUGAGCAAACCCUGUUUCCCACCGACCCUGUAUCGCAACUUGGCAGAAAUUCACCAGAGGAACAGGACUGGCUGAGUUAUCACUCUCAUCUGUAGCAGGUGCAGUUCCUCGUGUUGUAUUAUACAGGACUGUAUGAUGCAGUCAUGACAAGUUGAUGUAAAUAUAUUUGAUAACAUGCAGCAAUGCCAACACUACAUUUGAGUUAUUGUGUGUAUGUACUGGUUGUAUAUUUGUUGAUUUUCAAUUAAAAACAAUUGUAUUUUU